Messenger RNA from Dracunculus medinensis (Guinea worm), 480 nucleotides. The record is from the annotation of a GenBank genome assembly. NCBI's taxonomy places the organism in Eukaryota, Metazoa, Nematoda, Chromadorea, Rhabditida, Dracunculidae.
AUGGAUCAUGAUCAGUUUUCACAGAUUUUAUUGCAAGAUUCUUUGGGACCUAUAAAAAACCUAUGUAAAUUUUGCUUGUAUCAGGGACCACUUGAGUCGACAUCUAAUGAUUUUUGGCAAAUGGUUUGGGAACAAGAAAGCACUUUAAUUGUUAUGCUGAACAAAUGUUUCGAGAAAGGAUAUACGUUAAUGAUUUCAAUUUUUCAAUUUUCGUCCAUUUUUAAUGUUUCAAGAAUUAUGAAAAUUAUAGGUGUGCCAGAAUCAUCAGAAAUUUUCCUGGAUUUUCUAGAUAAAGUUCAUUCUGCAAUAAAUUUUGGUUUUUUUGCUUAUAUCAAAAAAAAAAUCGAAUUUUUCAUUUCUAGGCCAAAUAUAAGACGGUCGCAUGUAAAUCGCGUAUUCAAUAAACCAAAUAUUGGUUUCAUUUGCGCUACAGUUGCAACAAUAAUUAUCUCAUACUAUGCUUAUCGUUUUUUUACGUAA